UUCCUCCCCUCCGUAAUAAUUCUUAAAUUAGGGUUUUCUUCCGGCAGCUUUCUCUUCUCUCUCGCCUUUCAGGUUAGAUUGGCAGCAUAAAAAAUUACACUUGCAAUUCUGAACAGUGUGUGUUCGGAGAUCUAACAUGGAGCUGAAGUUGUCUUAUCAGAGAUUCUAUGUGUAGCUACUUCUUUUGCUAUUCUAACAAAAUUGGUAUAACUUAUGGCACACCCUUCUUAUCUUUCUUGUUGCCAUGAUUUUAACCCCUCUUUGCAUCUAACCAAGGCCUAUGAUUAUCAUGUUUCUUUGUUUGUUUCCGCUCUCAGGGUCAUUCAUAUCUAUCUUUCUCAAAUUUUUCUCAGUUUUUGUUUGAGCAUUCAUCACCCUCUUCUCUCUUUCUCUUGUCUUUUGUUUGAUAACUACUUUGGGAUUCCUUUUUUUUUGUUAGCCGCAUGAUGGCAGAGAGUCAAUUCGAACUUCUUAUUCUUCAUUUCUAUCAACCUCUUAUUGUUUCUUUUCAAACCUUUCCCCAAUUCUAUUCUCUCUCCCCAAUUGCUUCUUGCUUCUGUGUCUCCUCCACAGUUGCAGCGCAAGUGUUGUUCUUUUCUAGAUACUUAAGAUGUCGAGGACGAGGACUGCUGCUUCAGAGACUCAAGAUUCGAUGGAAUCCGAGGAGAGGGUAGACCUUGAUGGUGAGGAGACUCUGGAGGAGGAAGUUGAAUACGAAGAAGUUGAAGAGGAGGAGGAGAUUGAAGAGAUAGUAGAAGAGAUUGAAGAGGAGGUGGAAGAAGAAGAGGAGGAGGAUGAUGCUGCCGCCAUGGAAGAGGAAGAGGAAAAGAAAAGGCACGAUGAACUCCUUUCACUUCCUCCGCAUGGUUCAGAGGUUUAUCUUGGAGGAAUUCCUACUGAUGCUUCUGAAGGGGACUUAAAGGGCUUCUGUGAAUCAAUAGGCCAAGUUACCGAGGUUAGGAUAAUGAGGGAAAAAGAGUCUGGUGAUGGAAAGGGAUACGCAUUUGUAACAUUCAGAAACAAGGACUUAGCAUCUGAAGCAAUCGAGAAUCUAAAUAACACUGAGUUUAAGGGUAAAAGGAUAAAAUGUUCGACUACCCAAGCCAAGCACCGUCUGUUUCUUGGUAAUGUUCCUAGAAAUUGGACAGAGUCAGACAUUAAGAAAACAGCAAAUGGUAUUGGUCCAGGCGUUCAAAUUGUCGAACUUCCCAAGGAUCCACAAAAUAUGGGCCGGAAUCGUGGAUUUGCUUUCAUUGAGUAUUACAACCAUGCAUGUGCUGAAUACUCGAAACAGAAAAUGUCAAAUCCGAGUUUCAAGCUUGAUGAUAACGCCCCAACUGUAAGCUGGGCUGAGUCAAGGAGUGGUGGAGACUCUUCUGCUUCGCAGGUCAAGGCAUUGUACAUCAAGAACUUGCCUAGAGAUAUAACACAAGAACGUCUUAAGGCGUUAUUCGAACAUCAUGGGAAAAUACUGAAAGUGGUGAUUCCACCAGCAAAACCAGGGAAGGAAGACAGUAGAUACGGUUUUGUGCACUACGCAGAUAGGACAAGCGUCAUGAGAGCUUUGAAAAACACUGAAAGAUAUGAGAUUGAUGGUCACAUGUUGGAUUGUACACUUGCAAAGCCUCAAGCGGAUCAAAAGGCGAAUACUACAACAGUUCAGAAUAUGCAGAAAUCACAGUUGCAACCAAACUAUCCUCCUCUUCUUAGUUAUGGCAUGGCUCCUAGUCCCUUUGGUGCUCUUGGUGGAUUUGGAGCUUCUGCUUACUCACAACCGUUAAUGCAUGCGGGAGGUCAUGCAGCUGGUGGCAUGUCGAUGAUGCCAAUAAUGUUACCCGAUGGAAGAAUCGGAUACGUCUUGCAACAGCCUGGACUAGCGGCUAUGCCGCAGCCACCACCAAGGCCUUCACCACCGUAUAGAGGAGGCGGUUCGAGCAGCAGCAGCAAACGAAGUAGCGACAAUGGUAGAGGACGAAGCCGUUACAAUCCUUACUAGUUUUGGGGAUAUUGAGUAAUUUUCAUCAUUCUCUUCUUUCUUUUAUUUGCAAAAACACCCCAGCCACAUCACCAAGACCCAAAAAAUGUCAUUUAUAACCAUUUUGUUUGGUUAUCUGAUCAUUUAUUUCACUUUUUAAGAUUUUGUUGGCGGAAAUGGGGGUCGUUUGACUUCUUAAUUAAAGUUGUGUUCCGGUUUUGUAUAUUUGGUUAGUUGAAUGCCUUCGUUUCC
Eutrema salsugineum is the source of this 2227-nucleotide messenger RNA. RefSeq names its product heterogeneous nuclear ribonucleoprotein Q. NCBI's taxonomy places the organism in Eukaryota, Viridiplantae, Streptophyta, Magnoliopsida, Brassicales, Brassicaceae. The transcript is spliced from 9 exons. The record is from RefSeq and is a predicted model, not a curated record. The coding region runs from base 611 to 1996 and encodes 461 amino acids. Gene Ontology annotation, molecular function: mRNA binding. Gene Ontology annotation, cellular component: nucleus.